AUGAUGGCUACUGGCAUGCUUGGAGAAGAUGGCAUCCACAUCGACAUGAACCAUCUCAAGAAGGGCGAAGUCAACUUAGGGACUUCCAUCAUGGCGAUCAACUUCAAAGACGGCGUCAUAUUAGCCGCCGAUAGUAGAACCACGACAGGCGCCUACAUUGCGAACCGUGUCACCGACAAACUCACACAGGUGCAUGACACUAUCUGGUGCUGUAGGUCGGGGUCAGCUGCCGACACCCAGGCGGUUGCGGACAUUGUUCAAUACCACCUGGGCAUGUAUGGCGCCACCAACGACGAGCCACCGACAACACAAACAGCGGCAGCGAUAUUCCAGGAGCUCUGCUACUCCAACAAGGACCAACUUUCCGCGGGAUUGAUUAUCGCUGGAUGGGACCACCGACAUGGCGGACAAGUGUACUCGAUUCCCCUCGGAGGCUCGCUGCACAAGCAAGCCUAUGCCAUUGGUGGCUCGGGCUCAACCUACAUCUACGGAUACUGCGACGCAAACUGGAGGGAAAACAUGAGCGAGGAGGAAGGCAUCAAGUUUGUCAAGGGAGCGCUGGCCGAAGCCAUCAAGUGGGAUGGUAGCUCUGGCGGUGUCAUUCGUAUGGUGGUACUCACUGGACAGGGCGCACAGCGUCACUUGUAUCUACCCGAUCAAAACUACGAGGGACCAGGAAGGCAGUAG
Messenger RNA from Plenodomus lingam JN3, 687 nucleotides. NCBI's taxonomy places the organism in Eukaryota, Fungi, Ascomycota, Dothideomycetes, Pleosporales, Leptosphaeriaceae. The record is from RefSeq and is a predicted model, not a curated record.